CUAAGGUCGUUACAUCGAGAGCCUACAUCACCUGUUGAUUGUGCCCUCGUUGUAUACAACCUCGUGGUGUGUGCGUCUCCCAUGGCAACGUUUCCGCGCGUCUGUUGCCGGGGAACAGACAACUUAUUUAUUUACUGUCAAUACCCCCGAAGGACAUUUGUUUGUCUUUCCGUUCAUUCCAUUAUCAAACGAUCAGUUCGGAAGUGUCCUUGUCGGUGUUUAAAAGCAAGUAACAAACCAACAAAAAUGUCGAACCGUACCUUUAACCUGCUCUGGACCGGUGCGCAGAAAGAUUUGGAAAAGCUAGCGGUGAACGAUUUCGAGUAUCAAGCGAUCGAAGCACAGCACGACCGUACCGAAAUCCAGGGCCAGGUGUUUGAGCUCUACCUGCGCUAUCUCGUCAUUUCGAACCGGCUGGAAGAGAUCUACGACCAGAUCGUGCAGCCGCAGAAGCGCAUCCUGAUCCGCAAGCUGCUCGACAACUGUCUCGGUCGUAUGCUGGAGCUGAAGCACGAUCUAGUCAUCAUCGACAUGACCGAGUUCAGCUACAACGAUGCAAUAGUGGAGAAGCUCGGCCUCACGCCGCUCAGCAUGGAGGUGGCCGUGCCGCGCUACUUUCGCCGCGAGCGCGAGGAGCAGCUGAACGAGCGGAAAAAGUUUAUGGACGACAUACUGAAGAAAAUCGGCGCCCUGGACGAGGAGGUGGUGGAGGAGGAGCUGAGCGAGCUGGAAGCGAUACGCAUCAUACAGACGCACGAGCGGGCCCGCCAGGGCCGGUUGCGCGCGCAGUUCAUGAAGGAGCUGAAGCUGCUGAAGGAAAAGGGCAAGCCGGACAGCAGCCGGGACAAGUCGACGACCGGGCUGAACGCGGCCAUGAAGAUCCAGAAAACGUGGCGCGGGUACGCAACGCGGCGCCAAACGCGCCGCAAAAAGAUGGAAGAGAUGAUACUGAUCGGCAUGGUGCCGGCACCGGUUACCUCCGCCCGCACCGCCCUCGAUGAGCUGGAAGAUUUGAAACAGUUUCGCUACAAGCAGCAGAAAACGUUCCAGGACGAUUACGAACGGUCGCUGGUGCGCGUGAAGGAGGAAAUAAGCGUGAAGCAGGGCGCCGCCAUGACGGAGGACAUUGCGGAUGAGAUACGGACGUGGUUCAAGGAGUACCAGAAGCGAACCGGUCGGCUGCCCGACUUCCCGUCGGAGGAGGCGGGCGGCUCGCGCCAUCUGCUGAGCCGCCAGGGCACGGAGAGUGAGAUGAGUCGCUCGUCCGUGCUGUCGUCGCGCGAAUCGAAGCUGAAGGGCAGCGGGAAGGAGAAGUUGGCGCAGAAAAAGCCAGGCGAACUGUCGCUCGAGGAGGGGCUGGACAAGGCGUUCAAGCCGAUGCAGUCGUCCUUCCUGCCCGAGAUCAAGAGCGGCAUCGAGGAGUACACGGAGGUGUGGAAGGGCAAGGACGAGUCGCAGAACCUGCGGCAAACGUACUACGACGACAUGAUUUACGAGGAGAAGUACGCCGACGUGGAGGCGGAACUGCGCCGCAUCGUGGACGAAAUCAUGCGCCAGGAGCUGGAGCUGCUGCAGAUAGCGCUGGAGCGCGACCGGGGCGGCAAGAAGCUAAAGAAGAGCAGCAAAAAGGCACGCCGCAGCGGCAAGAAGGGGAAGAAAAAGAAGGACAAAGAUCUGACGCCCGACCGGACGACGGAGUCGCUGUUCGAGGAGCUCGUCACGAACGGGAUCAUUAAGAAGUACCCCGAAACGCCGAUCAAAUCGUACGUGGGAGAUUUAAGCUAUGCUGCGCGAAGUGCCCUUAAUCCAUCGCCCGGUGACGUGCGGCAGCUGAUCAAGCAGUACUGCAUUUUGCCGCUCGGGUCGGAAACGAUACGCAACUUUGGGCCGUGCAUUAAGUCGCUGCUGAUUGCUGGACCGAAGGGUUCGGGUAAAACGUCGCUCGUACACGCCAUCUGCACCGAAACCGGCUCGGUGCUGUUCGACAUCAGCCCGCCCAACAUUGUGGGCAAGUAUCCGGGCAAGUCGGGGCUCAUUAUGUUGAUGCAUCUGAUCUCGAAGGUGUCCCGGUUGCUGCAACCGUCCGUCAUCUAUUUUGGCGAUGCGGAGAAACCGUUCAUGAAGAAGAUCCCCAAAACGGACCGCACCGAUCCGAAGCGGCUGAAGAAGGACCUGCCGAAGCUGGUGAAGAACAUACAGCCCGAGGAUCGCAUCAUGCUGAUCGGGACAUCGGACUGUCCCUGGGAGGGCGACAUGAAGCUGAUGGUGCAAACGUACCAGCGGUUUAUCUACAUACCGCGGCCCGAUUAUGGGGCGCUAUCGUUCGCCUGGAAGGAGCUGCUUAGCCACUACAGCGGAGUGCAUCGGCAGUUCGAUACGGGCGCGAUGGCUAAAAUAUCGGACGGGUAUACGAUCGGCUCGGUGGUGCGUUGCAUCCGGGAGGUGAUCACGUGCAAACGCAUGCUGCAGCUGCGGGUCCAUCCGCUGACCCAUCUGGAACUUAUCAAUGCGCUGAGCGCUCUCGAGCCGGUGUACAAGGAGGAAGAGGAAGCAUUUCUGUACUGGUGGUGCAAGACGCCGCUGGGAAGGCGCCGCUCGAAACAGAUGGAAAAGGACCACGAAGCUAUGAUGGAGAUGGAAAAUGUUCCGAAAAAGAAGAAAUAAUUAUU
Molecule: messenger RNA, 2669 nt
Organism: Anopheles gambiae (African malaria mosquito)
Lineage: Eukaryota; Metazoa; Arthropoda; Insecta; Diptera; Culicidae
Product: dynein regulatory complex protein 11
Exons: 2
Coding region: 82-2664 (860 amino acids)
Molecular function (GO): ATP binding; protein binding; ATP hydrolysis activity
Source: RefSeq, a predicted model, not a curated record